AUGAUAACAACAUUAGGAAUCCCAUUUACAGAUUUUUAAGAACAAGCCAAAAAUCUACCAAUCUUAGUCAACUUUGAAUCCAAAUGCUUUCUGAUUGAUCAUAAAUAUGUAUUGCCAUUUUUACGCAGCUCCCCAUAGAUUAAAGAUUUAUUCUUGAACUCAAUACAGCCACUUAACUUAAUCAAAAGUAAAUACAAGUCAAGGCCCAAUUAAUAUACAAUACUUAUAUCAAUAUUCCUUAAUUCUAUUUCACAUUAUAAGAUUGCGAAUGUAAACCAUCCUAUGAUUUCAUUAGCUUCUGAUUACCUACCUAUACAUGAAUAUAUCUAAGAUGAAGCCGAAUAAUAGAACUUCAUAAAAGAUUCAAAGAUUAAUCCAGCCACAGGAAUUGCUAUGAUAACAAUGCAUAAUUGCUUAUUAUCUGAAUUCAUUCAUUUUGUUAGUGAAGGGAAAACUUUCCUAUUGACUUUGAUUUCUUAUUACUUUUCUAAACUGCACAUAUAUAUUAAAAAGUCAGAAUAUCAGGAAUGA
Messenger RNA from Paramecium tetraurelia, 531 nucleotides. RefSeq lists its product as uncharacterized. NCBI's taxonomy places the organism in Eukaryota, Ciliophora, Oligohymenophorea, Peniculida, Parameciidae. The record is from RefSeq and is a predicted model, not a curated record. The transcript has 2 exons.